Messenger RNA from Caenorhabditis sp. 36 PRJEB53466, 6993 nucleotides. The record is from the annotation of a GenBank genome assembly. Lineage: Eukaryota; Metazoa; Nematoda; Chromadorea; Rhabditida; Rhabditidae.
AUGGAACCGUUGGAGGCACUUCAGAAGCACAUCAAGAAGCCAGACGAGUAUCCGCUCAGGACAGUCACCGUGGUACGUCUUUCCUGCUUCCGAGAGCAUCAUCGAUUGAAUACUUGUGUUUUAGGAUGGUGUCGAUUACUUGGCGUUCGGUGACUUUGCGUACAAGAAGGAUACGCUGACAAGCCUGCCCAUCUACGGAAAGAGUGAAUUUUAUUCGCUCGAAUCCCUCGUCGUCUUUCUGAAGUACAAACUUGAUAACCACGGACAUUAUGUGAAGGAAGCAGCCGCUGCGAACGUUCGCGCAGUCACUCGUAUCGACAGAAAGAAUGUGAUCGAAUCCUUGCAAGGAGACCGUCCAGAGUUGGUCAGUACGAUACCAUCAGAACCUCCGAUCUCUCUGAAAAAACUGCUCGGCAACGAAGAACCAGAAGCAAAGAAGCCGCGUCUUGACAAUGAAGCUGAAAAACCAACUGAACCAACACUGCAAGCCAAGAAAGAAGUGGAAGUUCGGGCUCUGAAUGACAGUCUCACCGUGGACAGAAUCGCUGAAAUGAGAAGGAAAAGACAAAGUCACCGUGAAAAGGGAAUUGUCACUAUUGAGUAAGUUUUGUUUUGAAAAAGAGAAAAGUAAGUGUUUAUUUUUUGAUUUCAGCGAAUCAUUGUCAACUCUCACAUCAUCGUCGCUACCAAAAACGAGAAUUCAUCGUACCAGAGAGAACGUGAUGCUCGGUGUGCGGGAUCUGAGCAAUGUUCUCGACGUCAUCAGUUCGGCCCAACGUCAGUGGGAUUUGGAUGAGAAGAAGGAGAAAGUGGCGGCUGUGCACGCGUCAAGUCUGUCAAGAGAUCAGACUCAGCAGCAGAGAUCCGGAUAUUCCCGAUAUGCACAAGAAGCUUUCGCGCACGUGAGUUGCAUUAGAAAUCACAGAACUCGAAUGAACAAGUGAUUAUUUCAGGAGAAAACGAAAGAAAUCCAAACCGAAGGAUCGUUCAUUGGUAGCAAUCUUAGCACUCUCAAACAGGGGCACAAUGCGGCAACAACACAGAGUAAGACUCCAUUUCUUUAUUCUGUUAACUGAAGUUCUGUUUUCCAGAAACGCCGGAAACGCCAACUCCAAUGAGACCGCCUGUUUCCAAACCAACGCCGUCCCCUCUCACGGUCCAGGGAGGAAAACGAGCGUCUCGCUCCCCGAUUAUCAUUGUGCCGGCAGCGAUGAACGCAAUGAUCAAUCUUUAUAACGCACGGGAUAUUCUCCAAAAUCUUGGAUUCGUUCCAGUAGAAAAGCGGCGCCAAGAAAUGAACAAAAAGCCAACGGAUCUGGCAAUACAGCGUCAGAAGAACGGAACAACAUGUAAGUAGUUUGAAAAUGUAUCAAAUCAGCAAAAAAUAUAUAACGUCAUUCAGUUAACAUUCGCGUCGUCGACAAUGCAGAAAAGUUAGCCAAUGAAGAUUGGGACCGCGUGAUUGCCGUAUUCGUAAUGGGCGUCGCGUGGCAAUUCAAAGGCUGGAAAUGGAAUGGCAAUCCUACCGACAUCUUCACCCACAUUCCCGCAUUCUACUUCCAUUUCGACAACAACAAGCCGGUGGCCCAAGUGAUGCAGUGGAAUGUGCACAAAAUACCAGUGUCGGCUGCGAAGCGGCACAUGGACAAGGCCCGAUUCAGUCAAAUGUGGGAGACGAUCGAGAACUUUGUGCGCAAGAACAAGCCGCAGCUGACGGGACGUCUCGGUCUUUGAGCGAUAAACAGAUACUCAUGGAAACCCAUUUUACCGUUUUCAUUCAACACGCGUCGUUAUUUAAUCAAUUCUCAUUUCAAUAAAUUCUGUUAACCUCCAGAGAUGUGUACAAGUCAAGGUGUUUCCCGUUUGCCACUAACUGCACUUGGGGCCAAAAGGCCAAAUUAGUAUUCAAAUUGGUCUUGACACUUUUCUCUUUCUCGGAAUUUAUGCGUUUUCGCUUCUUUUCUUUUCUUCUCUCUUUCGUAUCGUUUUCAUCGUCAGCCACACCCUCAUCUUCUCAUUCCGGUCAUUCUUCAGAUCUCUCUCAUUUCUAGUUCAUUAUUCAACAGACACAAUUGAAAGAGAUAGCGAGAGAGAGAGAGAGAGAGCUAAUUAAUGGAAACAAGGGGCGAAGGCCUUCGACAUCAUCAAGUAUUUGGACUCGUUGACGGCCGAAGACGUCCUUCUUCGAAGGUCCACUCCGUUAAUUCCCAUGGCCCGGUGCGGAGAGCAAGCCCUAUUGAGCACACACACACGCACGUCUGCGCCCUCCGCCUCUCCCGAUCCCUCGACUCGUUCCGAAGAGGGCGGUCCCCUCCUCCUUUCCGUCUUCUUGGCAAUAGGCCAACGGCGACGGAAAAGCUGCGCGCACAAGCCGCUCGGUUGCGCCGAGAGCAAGAGCAAGAGCUCUUUUCGGAGGGAGCCACGCGAGUUGCUUUGCUCUCGAUGUGCCCGCCCGCCCGUCGUCUGUGCCUACGUUUCAUGCUCAAGUCGGUGCCCUCCGUUGACCUCGCCACUGCUUUCAUUACCCUUCUCUUUUCUGUCCGACCGUUCCGAUCUUUCCGAUCCGAUCCUAUGCAUUCAAAUCUCUCAAAGACGCGAAGGUUCCCCGUUUGUUCGCGCCAACAAAUUACCACAAUCGUAAAGUGUUAGCCGGCAGUUUCUUUUGUCUCUUCUUUGUCACAAAAGUGACGUAACUUCUGUACUGUUUUCUGAUGUUUCCCACUCUUCGCCGCCGUCCGCUCUGCCAAAGUUUACUUUACGUCGUUUUGCGCAAUGUUCCUUUAGUCGCCACUGAUCGAUUCUGAUAAAAACAGUUGCCUUCAUUUGUUGGAGCGAGCUUUCACCCGUUCUCAGACACUGCCUACAUGUGCAUUUCGGUCCGUCUGACCCAUUUUAAUCCUCGCGUGUACCCACUUCCCAUUUGCCGAAAAAUGAGAAAACUAGAGAGAAGAAACGCAGAGAAUUUUCUAUUUUCAUUCGCGAUUUCCGUCAAUCUCUUAUUUUCGUUCAACGUUCUUCAUCUCGAGUUCCUUCUGGAGCAGAGAUCCACGUGGCGUAUCAGUUUAGAGACGCAUACAGUAGUGAUCAUACUUCCUUUGCGCUAUCUAUUUCGCAUGACUUAUUCAUUCGAUUCAGUCCCUUCUCCCGUUUCUCCCCCGCCCGUGAAAAGACACCACCCAAAUUUUUGAUGCGAAAAACAGGAAGAUGUGAGACAAUGUUGAAUGCAAAGAGACGGAGAGAAGCAGAACGGUGUGGAUGGCAGACACCUCCCGCUGCUGGAGGGAGGGACCCUCUACUGCCCGUCGGUAUUCCCUACGACACUCCGCACAUUACUGUCCCCUUUCCGCGCUGUUUAUCCGCGCGUAAUCGGCUUCCUUUCUCUCUGUGCUCUCUUCCUUUUCGACGGGCUCUUCCGCUUUGUUCGGCUCGUCGUUACCGACUCGUUUGCGCUUUACACGUGUUGUUUUGCAUCCCGUUUUGAUGGAGUUUUUCAUUUUUUCAGAGUCACACUGGAGCGAGGCGGGUGGUACGGUACGGCGACAAACGGCAUCGAUGCCGAUUGGCCGUACGAUGCUCACGUGCCAGGACCCUCCAACUACCCGGACCAUUCGGCACCUGGUGAGUCUUGAUCAUUUUUGUUCUAAACUAUCGAAAAUAUAUUGAUUUCGGCUGACCUUAAGCACCAAGAUUCUGCUGGACCAAAGGCAUUACAGGUCCAGCUCCAUACAGUCGGACUUCAGUAAUGAAUUCCACUGGUCGAAAUCCGAUGAGCUUCGUCACUGUUCCGGCCAACACUUCCAUCUCAUCGGCAUCUCGGAGACCACUUCAGAGGUAUUGUGCACCAAAAGGAACACACCAUCCAAUCAGAGCCAUUCAGACAGCACCGAUCGAUGGACGGACUCGGAGUGCUCGACGCCUACAAAGAUUCGUUCGAGUACGACGUGGUCCAGCCGACGGGCAAAGCCUAUCAUCAGCCGUCCUACUUGCCCCUUGAGAUCUCCACAUCUCAACACCAUCCGCAUCAUCAUCAUGGUCCCACUCAGCCGCAAUUCAAUCGCGGAGCAUCUCUUGCUCUUUCCAAUCCAAUCCCCACGCAGAAUGCUUUUUGGCAGCAUAAUAAUAGGUGAAUAAGAAAAGAGAGAGAGAGAGAGAGAGAGAGAGAGAGAGAGAGAGAGAGAGAAACUAAAGACUGAGAGCGAAUUGGCGACCAAAUUGUGCGGGUCCGUCAGGGGGCUAAUGCAAUUUGGGACCACACGACGGAAAAAGGAAACUAUGUGCUCUUUCUGGCCGUCUGCUCGAUUUCUUCUCACUGAUUUUUCGUUUUUCUCCUUUUCUUCACUCCCUCAUUGAUUUUAUCGGAUUUAAAUGCUGUGCGAUUGAGCUACUUUACGGCUUCAGAAGCCAGUGGUUUUGGAUGGGAGCACACUUGAAAUGCAGUUGUUUUUGGGCGGCGAACGACAUGCAUAUUAUACUCCCCGGAGGGAGAAGCCAGAAUGACAUGCACUCCCUCUCUGCCUCCCCCUCUUUCGCUCCUUUUUCCCUUUUUCGGUGAAAUGUGAUAUCCAGAAGGAAAGAGAGAGAGAGAGAAAAUAUAACGUUUUGCACAAUUCACAUAUUUCAGCAUGGCGACCACAUCGGCAGGUAACCAGGAAUACGAUAUGAUGCAGCCGGGCAUAUCAAGAAUGGCACCGACGACUGCCGGAGGAAUGAACAUCGCCAGGGAGUACGAGCAGUUGAAAGUGGAGUACGAAACGAUUAUGGAGAAGUUGAACCAGACAAUGAACAGCAUCAAGACAUUCUGGAGCCCGGAGCUGAAAGUAAGCAUCAUUAAGAUUGUCUAUUACUAUUGUGUUGCUUGCAGCGGGAAAGACAGCUCCGUCGCGAUGAAGCCACUCGAAUAGCUCAAUUAGAGAGGAUGGUGCACUCAGGAGGAGGAGGUCUUAAUGAGUACGGCGUCGGAUCAAACGAAGGUAAUCAUUUCUUUCCCCGAAGAGUCAGCACCCCUUCUAUUUCCAGCUCUCCAACUUCGAAUGGAACUGCGUGAGCGGGAAGAGCGCAUCCGCCAAUUGACGACUGCUCUCGAGUCUGGAAGCGGAGGAAUGGAUUCAAGAGUUCGCGAGCUGGAGGACACGAUCAUGCGACUGCAGGAUCUUCUGACGACCAAGGAGACUCAGGCGAUGAUGAGCAGUCAAGACCCGAGCGGCCGGCAAGCAAUAGAGAAUGCACUGAGAAGGAUCGACGAGAAGCAGGCGAGGAUUGUUGAGUUGGAGGAGGAGCUGAUGAGACAGAGGAUGGGACGGAGCAAUCAGCCGAGGGACUUCACCGACAAGAACUUGUCCGGGCACGAAAUGGCAACAAUGAGAAUGAAAAUGGAGAGGAGUGAGGUGGAAUUGGCGGAAAGGAAACACGAGCUGAUGAACUGUCAAACGAGGAUGCAAACUGCCGAGGAGACGGCUAACGAAAUGAGAUCGCAUCUGCAGUUGCUGAAAGAUCAGUUGACGAAUCGGGAACAACACAACACACUGCUCCAAGGAGACGUGGACGCACUCAGACAAAAGCUGGACAGCAAGAACAAGCAGCUCGAGCAGAAGGAAGAGAGAAUCGGAGCACUCGAAAGGGAUUUCUCUUCUUCAAAGGCCGACGUUUCCGAUAAGACGGAACUGAUUCGACAAACCGAAAUGAAGACGUCUCAACUGAUCGGACGAAUUGAUGGAUUGGAAAACACCGUCCGAGACAAGGAACAAGAACUUGACAGAGCGAAGAUCAGGCUGCUAAGCCAUCCAGACGUCGUCAAGGAGAAAGAGAUGACCGAGAAGAUCGAGCAGGGAGAGCGAGAGAGACAGAGACUUCAGGAGCACAUCGAUCAGCUCAGACGGAACUCGGAAAAAGAACAGAUGGAGCAACAGAAGACGUACCAGAACGAGAUGACCCAGUUGAAAGCGACGAUCGACAAUCUGCAAAAGGAGUUGUCCGAUAGAGAUAUUCUUUUGGAAUCUCAGAACGAGAAGAUCGGAGACAUGAACAGAGAUCUCGUGGCAGCCAAGAAGAGAAUAGAAGAUGCGAUGGUCGAUAAAGGAACGGAUGAACUGAGAAAGGAUGUGGAGGCAGCUAGGAGCGAAGUGGAUAAGCUGCUGAAAAUGGUGAACGGACUGGAGAAGGAGAACUCUUCGUUGAAGGCCCAGUGCAAGCAGCUGAGCAGUGAGAAGAGGGACUUCGAUAAAGGAGAUCCGAGAGGAAUGGGCGGAAGUGUUUCUGGAAUGAGCACGAUCACGAAAAGUGCCAGCGGACAGUCGAACUUGCACAAAAGAAUCGAGGAGCUGGAAGAAGCGCUUCGGGAGUCCGUGUCCAUUACAGCCGAAAGGGAAGUGCACCUCUCGCAGCAGAAACACCAUCUCCAGCAGAUGUCUUCCCAGUUGAACGAAGCCAGAAAAGAAGUGAGUCCUCGAUGAACAGUUUGUUUCCAAAUUAAAUUUUCAGAUCUCCGAUCUCCGUCGGAACAAACAGAAUCUAUCAGAAACCGGCGAUCGGGAUCAAAUGAUUCGAGCGAUUGAAGCGGAAAGAAGGCAGCAUUUGGAGCAGUUGUUCCGGCUCAAGUGAGUUUUAAUAUCAUUUGUGAUCCCAACUCGAUUCUUUCCAGACAAGAAGCUCUGCUCGCAGCCAUUUCUGAAAAGGACACGCAUCUGGCACUGCUCGAAAAGUCUCGUGGACCUCGCGAUGAAAUAGAGACUAUCCGUCGACACAAAGACGCGCUGAUGAGGAAGCUUAAGCAGGAGAACGAGAGGUGAGACUACUCACUCAUUAAUAAAAGAGAGUGUGCUUUUCAGAAGAGUCCUCGUAGCGCAUCCCGAUCCGGUUAUCUCGAUGAACGCGAUGGCGAGUGUGAUCCCGGGUGCCCCUCUUCCUGCUCCGAUCAUCCCCGGAACCAUCGGAAUGCCUCUUCCCAACGUCUCCCAACCACCUGUGGACCAAGACGAAGAGGGAAUCUGGACGUGA